This is a messenger RNA of Micropterus dolomieu (smallmouth bass), 1023 nucleotides long. Its product is annotated as D(5)-like dopamine receptor. The transcript has a single exon. Gene Ontology annotation, cellular component: membrane. Gene Ontology annotation, molecular function: G protein-coupled receptor activity. The record is from RefSeq and is a predicted model, not a curated record. The annotation marks the transcript as partial. NCBI's taxonomy places the organism in Eukaryota, Metazoa, Chordata, Actinopteri, Centrarchiformes, Centrarchidae. Gene Ontology annotation, biological process: adenylate cyclase-activating adrenergic receptor signaling pathway.
UCCAUCCUCAACCUGUGCAUCAUCAGCAUGGACCGCUACUGGGCCAUCUCCAGCCCCUUCAAGUACGAGCGCAAAAUGACGCGCAGGUUCGCCUUCCUAAUGAUCGGUGUCGCGUGGACUCUCUCCAUCCUCAUCUCCUUCAUCCCCGUGCAGCUCAACUGGCACCGCGCGGACGCGGACAACUUGACAGCAGACAACCCGGACGACUGCAACGCCAGCCUGAACCGGACUUACGCCAUCUCCUCGUCCCUCAUCAGCUUCUACAUCCCCGUGGUGAUCAUGGUGGGGACAUACACGCGCAUUUUCCGAAUCGCGCAAACCCAAAUCAGACGGAUCUCGUCUUUGGAGAGAGCGGCAGGGCACCGCGCGCAAAACCAGCGCCACCGCGCGUCAACGCACGACGAAAGCUCUCUGAAAACGUCUUUUAAGAGAGAAACGAAAGUUUUAAAGACUCUGUCCAUCAUCAUGGGAGUGUUUGUGUUCUGCUGGCUGCCGUUUUUCGUCCUGAACUGCGUGGUGCCUUUCUGCGACCUGGACAAACUUGGAGAGCCGCCGUGCGUCAGCGACACCACCUUCAGCAUCUUCGUGUGGUUCGGCUGGGCCAACUCGUCCCUGAACCCGGUCAUUUACGCCUUCAACGCGGACUUCAGGAAGGCCUUCUCCACCAUCCUGGGCUGCAACAAAUACUGCUCCACCUCCGCAGUGGAGGCGGUGGACUUCAGCAACGAGCUGGUGUCUUAUCACCACGACACCACCAUGCAGAAGGAGCCCUGCGCCAUGACGGGCCCCGGCGCGCAGAGACUCAUCCCGCCGCCACCGCCGCCGCACACAGGGGGAGAUCUGGACCAGAACUUUGACAAAGUUUCUAUGAUUUCAGUUGAUUCCCGCAACCACAGUAACUUACUGCUGCCCGCCAUCCUGCAGUAUGAGUGCGAGGCAGAGAUUUCUUUAGACAUGAUUCCCUUUAACUCAUCCGGACCCACCGACUGUUACGUUAUUCCGGGUCAAAUCCAGGACCUGUGA